Phytophthora nicotianae INRA-310 is the source of this 831-nucleotide messenger RNA. RefSeq lists its product as hypothetical. The record is from RefSeq and is a predicted model, not a curated record. The transcript has a single exon. Bases 1 to 831 code for a protein of 276 amino acids. Lineage: Eukaryota; Oomycota; Peronosporomycetes; Peronosporales; Peronosporaceae. Gene Ontology annotation, molecular function: ATP binding; ATP-dependent chromatin remodeler activity.
AUGCACGUUGUAGUGUGCAUGAUGGAAGCCAAAGAGUUGGCAGCAUUGAGUGGCCAAUGCACACGAAAUGUGCGUGCACGUGUGGAUAAUAAGGCUGAUAAUGCGUUAGACACCAGUCUUCGUUCGGUACCAGCAGAGAACCUUGCGAGCUCUGGUGCGUCACUGAUCGUCGUGCGAGAUCCACUGGUUGAACGCUGGAAAUAUCAAAUUGAAGCUCAUGUGUCACAAAAGGCACUGAGAUCCUUUAUUGACGAGACUACUGAAGACCUUCCAAGCAAUUUCGAGUUAGCUGCCUAUGAUGUGGUAGUCACGUCGUUUAGUCGGUUGGCGAAAGAGUGGAAGCUGCACAGACCUGCGUCUGAACUGGAAAAGCGAAUGCCUGAGCGAUAUGGCUUUGAAGAUACGCAACGAUAUACUGACGGCACAACAAGAGGGGAAGUGUCUUCUCUUUUAACUGUUCACUGGGUACGAGUUAUCGUUGACGAAGGCCACAAAUUAGGUGGACAGACUCCAACAAACCUGAUGCGAAUGGCGAGAAAUUUAUUUGCAGAACGAAGGUGGGUCAUGACAGGAACGCCAACACCAAACACACUCCAGUCAGCCGAUCUACGGUUUAUGCAUGGUCUGUUAGUUUUUCUCCGCAACAAACCGUACGGUCAACCGGAUGGACGCGCGUGGACAAAAGCGAUCGCUUGGCCAUUUGAGAAAAACGAACCCAUUGGUCCCUAUAGCUUGCAGAGUUUACUCAGGCGAAUAAUGAUGCGCCAUACGAAACAAUCCAUUCGGGAUAUAUUACCGGAACCGAUUCGACACACGGUUUAUAUCGAGUGA